UGUUGCGAGUGAGUGGAACGUUGAGUGUAUCCAGGGGGAGUUCCCAUCUACUCUCACUGUUCACACACAAGCCGCUCAUCAUCAGCCGCCGUUCCGCCCAGUGUCGUCUCUCUCAACCCAGCGGGGUUCACUAUUGUAUAUCGUUUCUCAGCCUGAGGGCACUUCUUCCCGCGGCUCCCACGAAAAGGACAUUUGUCGCAAUCAGUCCACCAACCUGGUGCAGAGUGAUGCCGUUGGAAGGCAAUUGCCGAUUUUUGUUGCUUUACGCCACUCAAAAAGGACAAGCAAAAGCUAUUGCUGAGGAAAUUAGUGAAAAAGCAGACGGCAAAGGAUUUGUAGCUGAUCUCCAUUGUCUGAGUCAACUGGAAGAGUUUGACUUGGAGAGAGAGCGUGCUCCAGUUGUUAUAAUUACCUCCACGACUGGUACUGGGGAUCUUCCAGAUACAGCAACAAAAUUUUUCCAGGAAGUUAGUGGCAUUUUGGCACCUCAUCACUAUGCACACAUAAAAUAUGCAGUAUUAGCUCUUGGAGAUUCCACUUACUGUUAUUUUGCCAAUGCUGGGAAGAUGAUUGAUACACAGUUGCAGCAACUUGGUGCAGAACACUUCUAUACAACUGGAUAUGCAGAUGACCGUGUUGGAUUGGAAUUGGUUGUUGAUCCUUGGAUUGAUGGUCUUUGGGAUGCCUUGAAAAAUGUGUGUCAGGAGCAAAAGGAAAUGAAUGGUGAUGGAGAGAGGAUGUUAGACACAAGUGAUGGUUCAAGAACAAAUAAACCGGAUGAUGAAAAUCCUGGUGUUUCGGCAGUAAUUCAACUAUUGAGAAUAGAUACAACUGUGUCAACAGAGACUGAAGACUCAAAUACUACAUCUGAGAGUUUGGUACAGGACACAUUGGCAGCAGGGUCACAGGAGCCUGGGCCAGUGGCCGCCUGGGUACAGAGUGAGAAACAACUAUCAGAAAGUGCUUUAAAUAUCCCAACUCUGCCAAUAGAGUAUCUAAAUGUGCAAUUUCAGAAAGAUGCAGAACAGAAUUCUACGCAAGAAUGUUUCUCCCUUGCAUCAAAUGUAACUGUGUUUCAAGUACCAGUAACAAAAGCAAUUGCUCUGACUCGGGAGGAUGCAGUGAAAACGGCACUACUCUUAGAACUGGAUAUUUCAAAUACAUCAAUGACAUACGAGCCGGGUGAUUCUUUCAGCAUUAUAUGCCCUAAUAAUGGAAGCGAAGUGGAAUACUUGAUUCAAAGACUUGGCCUUGGAGACCAGAGAGACCAAAUUGUUGAUUUAUACAUUCGACCAAACAGCAAGAAAAAAGGUGCACAUCUGCCAGAUUACAUACCAAAGAAAAGUACCCUGCAGUACAUUCUGACUUGGUGUCUGGAAAUACGAGCAGUUCCUAAAAAGGCGUGCUUUCGAGCAUUAGUUGAAUACACUUCUGACCCUCGUGAGAAACGUCGAUUGCAAGAACUAAGCAGCAAACAGGGUGCAGCAGAUUACAACCGCUAUAUUAGAGACUUCAAUGUUUGCCUUCUUGAUAUUCUUAGAUCACUGCCAUCGUGCCAUCCACCAUUUAGCCUACUUAUUGAACAUUUACCAAAGCUACAAGCAAGAUCUUAUUCAGCUGCAAGCUCAUCCAGAUAUUUUCCAGGGAAACUUCAUUUUGUCUUCAACAUUGUUGAGUUUCCAUCCACACCUGUGCUGCCGAUUGCUCGGAGGGGAGUUUGCACGGGAUGGCUGGCUCAGCAGGUUACAGCUGUACUUCAAAGCUAUGACAGUGAAGCUGCAAUUGGUGAUUGUUUGUCAAAUGGGUUUACACCAACACAGGUGUCUAUUUUCAGACGGCAGAACACGUUUUUCCGUUUACCCAUUGACACUGCAGUUCCUAUCAUCAUGGUGGGGCCUGGAACUGGUAUUGCUCCCUUCAUAGGUUUCUUGCAAAACCGACAGAAACAAAGAGAAGAGAAUCCUGAUUGUACUUUUGGGGAAAUGUGGCUAUUCUAUGGCUGCCGACAACACGAUCGAGACUAUCUGUUUCGAAACGAAUUGAGACAUUUUCUAAGUAAUGGCACCUUAACCCAACUGGAAGUCUGUUUCUCCAGAGAAGCUACAGAUGAGAAACCAAAAUAUGUUCAACAUUUACUCCAGCACUUGACUCAUGUUGUCACAAAAGUUUUGUUGAGUGAAAAUGGCUGCUUGUAUGUUUGUGGAGAUGGCAAGAAUAUGGCUAAAGAUGUGACCACGACUCUGACUGAGAUUAUAUCGGAAAAGUUAGGAGUGAAUACGCUGGAAGCCAUGAGAAUUGUAGCCAGUCUUCGUGAAGAGAAUCGUUACCUGCAGGAUGUCUGGAGUUAAUGAGCCUUAAGAAGAGAAUACAAACCCAAUUGUAUGAUUCUAUUUAACCUUUUAUUUGCAAAGAACAGAGACAUUUUUAACCAAUGAUAAAUCUGGAAAGAAGUAUUGGAAAGACUUUUCUUGGGCAAAAUAUUUGAUUUUUUUUCAGCACAGUUCCAUGUUAAAUACAUUAAUGGAGGAUAAUGGUGAUGUCCAUCUUCUCGAUGAACCUUGCUUUGACAGAAGCAAAUGAUAAAUGCUUGUGAAACAUCUUUCCACACGAUCUUCUACCCAAUGCACAUACUGCUUUUAAGAGUUGCUGAAGGAGGGUGUUUUUUUUACUCUUUAAUGGAUGAGUCCAUAAAACAGUAGUUUGUCUCCCUUUCCAUAGCCCCUAGCGUCAAAUUUAACAAAAUCGAUGUAAGUGUAAUAUUUAUGCAAUUUUUAAGGUAUGCCAUUUGAAGCCUCUAUUAACGUUUAGUUAUAGGCAACACAUAAGUAUAAUUCAAAACUGCCUAGAAUUCUAAUGAGGUCUCAGACUCCAGCAGUUUCAGUACAUCUGCAGCAGGUUAUGCAAAUUUUAAUUUUAGAAAUUCUCAGGAAUAGUCAUGACCACUGUUUUUGUACAUUUACCAUUAUAUUCAUUGUGUUCUCAUUAUUCUGCACCUUUGACCUAGGCACCAAAUUGUUUUGGUCAGUCAUUUCAUUGAAAAAAACCCAGUAGGAUUACAGUUUCUCUUGCCUCAAUUUUAUCAUAGUUGCAAAAAAAAAAAAAAAAAUGCAGCACAGAAACAGAACCUUUUUGCCCACCUCAUCCAUGUCAGCUGCUAUACCUAUCCAUGCUAAUCCAACCUGCUUGCAUUAGGCUCAUAUCCCUCAAUGACUUUCCCAUCUUAAUACCUGUCAAAAUAAUAUCUACAGGUAAAUGCUGUAAUAGCAUGCACCUCCUCUGGCAGCUUGUUCUAGAAAACCACCACUCCUCCGUAUUGAAAAACAUUGUUCAGAUUUCCUUUAAGUGUCUCCCCUA
Messenger RNA from Amblyraja radiata (thorny skate), 3354 nucleotides. It is a transcript of the gene mtrr, whose product is annotated as 5-methyltetrahydrofolate-homocysteine methyltransferase reductase. Gene Ontology annotation, cellular component: cytosol. Gene Ontology annotation, biological process: homocysteine metabolic process. The coding region runs from base 228 to 2348 and encodes 706 amino acids. Lineage: Eukaryota; Metazoa; Chordata; Chondrichthyes; Rajiformes; Rajidae. Gene Ontology annotation, molecular function: [methionine synthase] reductase (NADPH) activity; FMN binding; flavin adenine dinucleotide binding. The transcript has 15 exons. The record is from RefSeq and is a predicted model, not a curated record.